AUGGAUUUAGAUCCUUGGAAUCCUGAAGUAUUACCUUACCUGUAUCCGGAUUAUGAUCCUUUCAAAACAUGCCAAGUGACUCGUGUUAUGCAUACAGAAUUAAAAAACGGCACAAUUCGAAUGGUUGAUAAUACGACAUCAGAUUGUGAGUAUCGAUGCCUUUACAAAGAUGGUGAAUGGAGUUUUACAAGCGGUGAAUGGAUUAAAAUGGAAAAAAAUGCAACAUAUUAUGAGAGUUGUGAUUUUAUUGAAACACAUUGCUGGAAAAGAAACAAGACCACGUUUCGCUACAUUCAUGUUCAGGUAAUACGACCAACACAGAAGAUAUUCCAGAAGGAGGAUAACUUACAUCCCGGGAUAUUCAUUUUAAUCUUCGACUCUACCUCACUUUCUUCGGAAAUUCGUACACUUGUUAAAACUAACCAGGCUCUCUAUCAAUUUUACGAUGCAAUAACAUUUUAUUAUCACAACAAAAUUGGCUUAAACAGUCGACCAAAUGCUUACGCCAUUUUUUCAGGAACUCGUACCAUUGAUUUAGAUGCGAAUCUUUUUCCUGGUAGAAGUAAUGCAGAGCAUCCACAGUUCUGUAAGCAGGGUGUCAAAUUGAACGAAACGGUAACUUAUGAUUUUACCAAUCAAAGUUAUGCAUCAAUAAUGGCGGAAGAUUGGCCAAGCAUGUUCACCUAUCCAAACUGUCAUGGUUUCCCCAAAGCUCCAACCGAUCAUUAUGGGAGUGCCUUGGUGCGUCGGCCGAAUCAAGAAAACGAGGUUCAAAAGGAUUUCAAAACUCAUUUCUAUGGAGGAGAAUGUCACGAACACUAUCACAAACUUAUGGAUUUUAUGGAUAAAUUCUUAGAUGAAUAUAAGGGAUUCUCAAAAUUUGCUUUGGUGUGGAUAACAAAUCUAGCUCAUAGUUCAGCCAGUGGAUUAUAUCGAGCUGAUAAACAUUUCGCCAAAUUUUUUCGUAAAAAUGUAGACAAUUUGAAACACUCAUUCGUAUUUGUAAUGGGUGAUCAUGGAUUACGAUUUGGGGGAAUACGAAGAACUGAUACUGGAAAUCAAGAAGACAAUAAUCCAUUGCUUAUGAUAGCAGUACCACAAUAUUUGCGUUCAAAUGGGCAGCUUAUUUUGAAUUUGAAACAAAAUUCUCGAAGACACACAUCUCAUUAUGACAUCUACGCAACACUUUACGAUAUAGCACGAUAUGCAAGGAGACAGAGUUUCCAGAAAUGGGAUGAACAUGAUUUUAGCGAGGAACUUGGCAAGGUAAGAGGUGGAAUCCGAGCAAAGAGUCUUCUAAGGCCCAUUCGAUACGAUAGAACAUGUGAAGAGAUGGAAAUUCCGGAUCAAUUCUGUAUCUGUGAAAAACAGUGGCGCAAGACCACCACUCACAACGAAAAUGUCAAAAAAGCUGCGCAGUUCAUUGUCGAUACAAUCAAUGACAUCUUGAAAAGAAAACGUGAAACGUGCAAAACACUUUAUUUAAAAGAAGUAAUUUCGGCAAAAUACCUCAAGGAACAACCAUUGCAGAAAAUAGUGGUUAGCGCCUUACCAAGUGAAGGAAAAUACGAAGCGCAAGUGUUGAAGAAUAAUAAUAGUUUCGAAAUACUUGGAAAGAUCGUUCGACUGAAUGCUUACGGUAACCAAAGCCACUGUGUGAAGAAUGAAGACCUUCGCCCAUUGUGUUACUGUUGA
Loa loa (African eye worm) is the source of this 1695-nucleotide messenger RNA. RefSeq lists its product as hypothetical. The transcript is spliced from 13 exons. Bases 1 to 1695 code for a protein of 564 amino acids. The record is from RefSeq and is a predicted model, not a curated record. NCBI's taxonomy places the organism in Eukaryota, Metazoa, Nematoda, Chromadorea, Rhabditida, Onchocercidae.